This is a messenger RNA of Ilyonectria robusta, 442 nucleotides long. RefSeq lists its product as uncharacterized. The coding region runs from base 98 to 385 and encodes 95 amino acids. The record is from RefSeq and is a predicted model, not a curated record. The transcript has a single exon. Lineage: Eukaryota; Fungi; Ascomycota; Sordariomycetes; Hypocreales; Nectriaceae.
CAAGGGACUCCCCCCGCAGCAAACCUGACAAUUAAACGAAAACCCCGUCCGCUCGCGCCCGGGAGGCGUUUGGAAUAAAAGCAACACGGGCGCUUAGAUGUUUGUGUUUAUUUUCGUCUUGUUUGCGAUAAUCUCUUCCCAAUAUGUUCUCCCGCAGCCGCCAUGCACUGCAGGUUUCCCGUUUGCCCGUUGCCCGUUUUGCCCCGCCGUCUUGCCGGAAUUCCACAGUACGUACCCGCCUAUAAAAGUGUGUUUGCCCUGUAAAGUGCCCUGUAAACGCUAUGGACCCGCCUGCCGACACCUCUCAGCCUACCACAGUCGCGCACUGCCCAAAAAGGGAAACACGCAAACUUCGAGUCCAUGCACGAGUCUGCGGGCGGCUUAGAUGACGGGCUCAAACCUUGACGCAGGCUGACUGUCAGGCUUCGCUCGAGGCACCGCC